CUUUAAUUUGUCAAUACAAACCGUCUGUCUGGAUGGUCAAGGUCGUCUAGCCCGGUAUGGAAUAUCUUAUCCGUUUCGUGCAAAUGCACGAGACGUUCCGCAAACCAGAGAUCGAGGCUUUAGCUGAGCUUGCUCAAAUCAAUGUAGAAUUUUUGAGCUACUUGACUGAUUCGCCAUUUUGCAUAGUACGACUUCCAUGUGAGGCCGAUGCUCGACGCUUAAUCUCGAGAUCGAUCCUCGCUGAUGCUAUAUAUGAGCUCUGGGGAACCGCGGACAAUUACGAAGAUCUUCACGCAGAUGUUCGUCGCCGAUCGCAUCAGCUGUGGGAUCUUUACAAGCAUGACUCGUUCAGGUUCAAGGUCCAUGGAUUCCAAGGGAAACGUUCGUCCAGUGAGCAUCGAGACAUAAUCGAGUCGUUCUCUUAUCUCGAUUUCCAAGGACCCAUACGAAUGAAGAAUGCAGAGCAUGAGUUUGACGUCUUCGAAGAGUACGAGCUCAUAAGCGAGAGGCCGAGAGAAUUCUCUAAGAAUCCCAAGAGACUGUUUCUUGGUCGAUUCCUUGGAACGGGGGGAAGAUCGGCGAUCGUGCGAUACGACUUGAAGAAAAGAAAAUAUAUCAACACUACUUCUAUGGAUUCAGAGUUGGCACUGAUAACUGCGAAUUUGGCUCAAGCCAGUGCCGGAAAGCUGUUCUACGAUCCGUUCGUUGGAACUGCCAGUUUCCCUAUUGCGUGCUCACAUUUUGGGGCUGUGUCCAUGGGUAGCGACAUCGAUGGUAGAGUGGUGAGGGGUAAGCCGAAUAAUAAUAUCUGCACAAGCUUCCAGCAAUAUGGCUUGCGAUCGCUAUGGUUAGAUGGCUUUGCGUCUGACUUAACGAACACGCCUCUGCGAACUGCACGUUGGCUGGACGGAAUCGUAUGUGAUCCACCAUAUGGGAUACGGGAAGGAGUCAAGGUGCUUGGUCGAAGAGAUGGACUACCUAGCGAGGAACUGAUUAUCGACGGAGUCCCGGCGCAUUACCGUCCUGGAUUUAUUGCUCCCAAGAAAGCAUACAGCUUUGAUGCAAUGAUCGAUGAUCUGCUUUACUUUGCUGCAGCAACAUUAGUAGACGGGGGGAGACUGUCCAUGUGGAUACCAACCGCGAAUGACGAAGACAUCGAGAUUGCAAUACCGCAGAAUCCGUAUUUCAGUCUUGUGUCUGUUUGCAUCCAAUCUUUUAACAAAUGGUCAAGGCGACUGAUCACCUACUCGAGGCUUCCAGACUCCCUCGUUGGAGAGGUUUUCCCUCGUACAAAAAAGGAAAUUCAUGGCAGCGCCGACGAGCUGAAUAAAUUCAGGAAGAAGUACUUUGAAGGUUUCAAGGCGCCUAACUCGACAAGCAACUUCAGCGAUACUUAACCAAUUCACAUUCAGCAAGAAUGCGACGCUUGUAAAACAUUUUCAUGUUGUUGUUGUUGUUGUUGUUGUGAAUUCCUCC
Messenger RNA from Verruconis gallopava, 1476 nucleotides. RefSeq lists its product as uncharacterized. Gene Ontology annotation, biological process: methylation. Gene Ontology annotation, cellular component: cytoplasm. Lineage: Eukaryota; Fungi; Ascomycota; Dothideomycetes; Venturiales; Sympoventuriaceae. The coding region runs from base 57 to 1397 and encodes 446 amino acids. Gene Ontology annotation, molecular function: nucleic acid binding. The record is from RefSeq and is a predicted model, not a curated record. The transcript is spliced from 5 exons.